Molecule: messenger RNA, 289 nt
Organism: Phalaenopsis equestris
Lineage: Eukaryota; Viridiplantae; Streptophyta; Magnoliopsida; Asparagales; Orchidaceae
Product: syntaxin-132-like
Biological process (GO): vesicle fusion; intracellular protein transport; exocytosis
Cellular component (GO): endomembrane system; SNARE complex; plasma membrane
Molecular function (GO): SNARE binding; SNAP receptor activity
Source: RefSeq, a predicted model, not a curated record
GAGGCUGAAGAUGCACUUAAAAGAUAGAUUGACUCAAUUCCAGAUUUUAAGGCAAAAAAUUCAAUCUGACAACCGUGAGACUGUUGAAAGGAUAGUGUACACAGUUACUGGAACAAGGCCUACUGAAGAGAUGAUUGAACGCUUGAUAGAAACUGGAGACAGUGAACAAAUAUUUUCCAUGGCAAUUCAAGGACAUGGCAGAGGACAGAUAGUUGACACAUUAGCAGAAAUUCAUGAGCGCCGAGAUGCCGUCGUUGAGCUCGAAAAUAAACUUAUUGAUCUGCAACAA